Molecule: messenger RNA, 1282 nt
Organism: Benincasa hispida (wax gourd)
Lineage: Eukaryota; Viridiplantae; Streptophyta; Magnoliopsida; Cucurbitales; Cucurbitaceae
Product: S-adenosyl-L-methionine-dependent methyltransferases superfamily protein
Molecular function (GO): S-adenosylmethionine-dependent methyltransferase activity
Source: RefSeq, a predicted model, not a curated record
AAACUCACGCGCUUUUAUCUACGCGCCACUCUCCACGCGCUCCUAAUCCCAUCCAGACCAGUGUUCAACCGACUUCCCUGUUCCUCUCUCCCAUUUCACUCUCUCUCUCUCUCUAACUCAACCGAAACCCCACCUUACAACCGCCGAUUCAACCGCCGCCGCCGUAUCUAAACUCUUAUCGUCUUCUUUCCGUCGUGAAAUUUUUCGGCGGAGGCGGCCGUAGGUGCAGACAUGUACAGGGACGUGUCGAGCUGCAACACCUACAACUAUGGCGAUGCUGUCUACUGGGACGCUCGUUACCUGCAGGAGGCUGGUUCUUUUGAUUGGUACCAGCGUUAUGCUGCUCUUCGUCCCUUUGUUCGUAAGUUCAUCAGCACUUCCGCCUCCGUCCUUAUGGUCGGCUGUGGUAAUGCUGUCAUGUCAGAGGAUAUGGUCAAGGAUGGAUAUGAAGACAUAAUGAACGUUGACAUUUCUUCGGUGGCAAUUGACAUAAUGAGAAGAAAGUAUCAAUUCGUCCCCCAGUUGAAAUACAUGGAAAUGGAUGUCAGGGACAUGAGCUUUUUCCCAGACGAGAAAUUCGGUGCUGUCAUUGAUAAAGGGACACUUGAUUCAUUGAUGUGUGGCACUGAUGCUCCGAUUAGUGCUGCUCAAAUGCUGGGAGAAGUGAGUAGGCUUCUUAAACCAGGAGGAGUCUAUUUACUGAUAACUUAUGGUGAUCCCAAAGUAAGGAUGCCCCAUUUGAUGCGACCUUCAUACAAUUGGAAGAUAGCGCUGUUUAUAAUCCCAAGGCCAGGAUUCCAAAGGCCGGAAGAGUGUAGCACACCAGAAAAAUCAUAUCUGGAACCGGUGCCACUGACCGACAAGGGCUUGCUGCCACCAAGUUUUGUUAUGGAAGACCCAGAUUCUCACUUCAUAUACGUGUGUCAAAAGAUGGACGACUCAGAUCCGAAUAACAUAGUGCCCCCAUAUCCAUUGAGCUCAGAUGUGUUAUAGGAAUAAAAAAAGGUACCUUACAAACCUUGUAUCAUUUGCAUCCAUCCUAUUUUACAAGCUUGAAUAUGCAUUGUUGUAAAAUGAUGUUCCUUGUAAAGGAGAAUUAAUAGACAUAAAACACAUUGAAAUUAACACAUAAUUGAGGGGGGAUACCCUACCCUGAAUCUAGGUGGAGAGAGGGCUUCUUGCAUUCAAUUGUACCAACACAGAAACAAAUGAGAUCACUGUGGCUAUUCAACUAAAGUGCCUAAAUUGAUUAUGACAAUGAACUGGCCAUGUUCUUUGACCC